Aricia agestis (brown argus) is the source of this 1643-nucleotide messenger RNA. Its product is annotated as myrosinase 1-like. The record is from RefSeq and is a predicted model, not a curated record. Gene Ontology annotation, biological process: carbohydrate metabolic process. NCBI's taxonomy places the organism in Eukaryota, Metazoa, Arthropoda, Insecta, Lepidoptera, Lycaenidae. The transcript has 11 exons. The coding region runs from base 9 to 1604 and encodes 531 amino acids. Gene Ontology annotation, molecular function: beta-glucosidase activity.
CGAGUAACAUGUAUCUUCAUCUUCAAUCAGUUUUUAUCAUUUUUGUAGUGGGAAGUGUAUGGUCUCACAAAAAUGUAUCGGAGCUGAAGUUCCCCCCGUGGUUCAAAUUCGGAGCGGCCACCGCCGCCUACCAGAUCGAGGGAGGCUGGAAUAUCAGUGACAAAUCUCCCAGCAUCUGGGAUGUGUUCACUCACGAGAGCCCCGGGAUGAUCAGCGACGGUGGCGCCGGAGACGAAGCCUGCGACAGCUACCGCCUGUGGCGAGAAGACGUUAAGAUCGUCGCCGACCUCGGCUUGGACUUCUACAGAUUCUCUAUAUCGUGGCCAAGGUUACUGCCGUCCGGGUUCCCCGACCGCAUCAGCUCGGCCGGGCGGCGGUACUACAGCGAGCUGAUAGACGGUCUGCUGGCAGCCGGCGUGGAGCCGGUCGUCACUGUCUACCACUGGGAUCUGCCGCAGUCCCUGCAGGAUCUGGGCGGUUGGACCAAUCCUCUCAUCUCCGAUUGGUUUGCGGACUACGCCCGAGUGGUGUUCUCCCUAUACGCUGACAGAGUCAAGACCUGGAUCACCAUCAACGAGCCAGUAAUUUACUGCGAUGCCUCGUACACAAUGGGAGUGGCUCCUAAGGUCCAGAGUCCAGAAAUAGGGCUGUAUCUAUGCAAGAAACAUGCGCUUAUCGCUCAUGCCAAAGCCUGGAGGAUAUAUGAUAAGGAGUUUAAGCCCAAAUACCAUGGUAAAGUGUCGCUAUCCAACCUAAUAAUGUGGUUCGAGCCAGACGACGAUGGCGAAGAAGAAGUCGCAGAACUGGCACGGCAGUAUGGUGGAGGUAUGUACUCACACCCUAUCUAUUCCAAAGAAGGGGGUUGGCCACCAGCGAUCGAGCAGCUCAUAGCCAAGCGGAGUCUGGAACAGGGGUACCCUCGGUCGAGGUUGCCAGCCUUCACGGAACAUGAAAUUCAAUUAACUCGAGGCACAUACGACUUCUACGGUCUCAACUAUUACACGGCCCGGCUAACGCGGCGGGCGAGAUCAGGGGAGAGGAUAGGUAUCUGGCCUUUCUCCGGAAUAUCUGAACUGAACAUAACCUUCACCACCAGACCGGAGUGGAAGAAGGCGCCGCCAUUUUGGUUCUAUAUAUACCCGGAAGGUCUUCGCCAUCUGAUGACGUGGCUGAGAGACCAGUACGGAGACAUGGAGUUUUUCAUCACGGAGACCGGGGUGUCGGACUACGAUGGUAGACUACACGAUGUGGACCGCGUGGAAUACUAUCAGAAGCAUUUGGAGCAGGUUCUGUUAUCCAUACACGAGGACCAUGUGAACGUGACCGGCUUCACGGCGUGGACGCUGAUGGAUGACUUUGAAUGGAUAGAUGGAUAUAGAUCCAAGUUCGGUCUAUACGCAGUGGACUUCUCAGACCAGCAGCGUCGCCGCACACCGCGUACAUCUGCGGUUUACUACCGCAAUGUCGUCCACACCGGCUCCAUCACGCCGCCAAAAUACUCACCAUACUCUGAUAAUGGAGUAACGAAUAAGAUUUUUAGUUGUACAAAUCUUUACAGUUUAAUUAUCACGGUUUAUUAUGUAUUGGAUUUUCAAAAUUGUUGAAUAUGUUCAUGUUCUAAAAAAUCUGGCUUAUACCGCUUU